Molecule: messenger RNA, 3517 nt
Organism: Culicoides brevitarsis
Lineage: Eukaryota; Metazoa; Arthropoda; Insecta; Diptera; Ceratopogonidae
Gene: pan
Product: protein pangolin, isoforms A/H/I/S
Exons: 12
Coding region: 988-3162 (724 amino acids)
Biological process (GO): regulation of transcription by RNA polymerase II; canonical Wnt signaling pathway
Cellular component (GO): beta-catenin-TCF complex; chromatin
Molecular function (GO): RNA polymerase II cis-regulatory region sequence-specific DNA binding; DNA-binding transcription factor activity, RNA polymerase II-specific
Source: RefSeq, a predicted model, not a curated record
UACACACUCAAUAAUUUUUUUAAAUAAUAUCACAAAAAAUAAAAACAUUUCUCUCAGCCAGGACUUUUAGCUUGAUAAAGGACGAAAAAUUACGCAAAAAUUAUGCCAAACAAGUGAUUGAACGAGCAAAAUUGACAAAAAACCCGAAAAAUUACCCGGGAUUUGCCGAAAAAAUUGAAAAAAAGUGCAAGAAAUAAAACGAAAAAAAAAAUGAAGAGAGAUACAAUCGCAAAGAAAAUUCUGAGAAAUGCGAAUGUACGAUCAUAAAUCGGUGCAAAUGUACAAAAAAAUAAUAAUAAAAUAAAAAUUAUAUAUUUUUCGUACAAUAUUGAAAUAAUAUUAAAAAAAAAAUAUAUUUAAUAAAAAAAAAAUAAAAUAAUAAAAAAUAAUCAUCAACCAUCUCUCCAUCAUAAAAAUAAAACAACAACAAAAAGACUUGAGAACGUUGGAGCACCAUGUCUUCUGGGAGCAAUAACCAACGACGAUUCAUAAUCAAAAAGAGAAAACUUUGUUCUCGCAGCGUUCGACUGCAAUCUAGUUUUAUUUACAAAUAAUUUGAAUUAAAAAAAAUAAAAAUAAUAAAAAAACGAUUAAAAUUGUAAUAAAAUAUAGGAUAAAAGUAUAAAUAUUUACAACAAAUAAUGUGAUAUCUUUUAGGAUUAAUUCAAUUUAUUUAGUCUGUGCUUAAAAUAAAAAGUUGUAAAUACCACGAAAAAACAACGCGAGUGUGUAAUAAAAAAAAUAAAUGAUAAUAUAAAAAAAGUAAUAAAAUCGAGUGCAAAUGUGUAAAAUAAAAAAAGGAAGUUGCCUUUCGAUGUACGAACAAGCAACAAGAGUAUUUAACCACACAAGAGCGACGAGUGCAAAAAAAAUUAAUGAAAUUCCAAAAUCGCAAAAAAUAUAUAUUUAAAAAAAUAAGAGAAGUUGCUGUAAAAAAGACAAGAAACUCUUUUAUUUGUGCGCGCAGACAAACAAUCGCUGUGGAGAAUGCCACACACGAAUCACACAAGCAACACCAGCUCGUCGGGAGAUGAUUUGGGCAGCACGGACGAGGUGAAAGUGUUUAAAGAUGAAGGCGACCGUGAAGAUGAAAAAAUCUCGUCGGAAAAUUUACUGGAGGAGAAAUCAAGUCUGAUAGAUUUAACGGAGAGUGAGGACACUUCUGGUAAAAGUUCAUCCAGGCCUGACCAUAGUCCUGUGUAUGGGAAGCUUGACUCACACAAUCACACAUCUAGUUUUAAUAUGGGAUACUUAGUCUCGCCUUAUACAUAUCCGAAUGGAGCCCCUGCCGGUCUGCCGGUUUCCAUGGCCAACAAAAUGGGAUUAUCGCCGUUUUUUUGUCACAAUGGAGAUCAUCUGACGACGCCUCCUCCCGCUCAUUGUGGAAUCCCACCCUAUCAACUAGAUCCAAAAGCAAUAGGUUUAUCAAGGCCGGCGAUUUAUCCGUUUUCUGGCCAGUAUCCCUAUCCCAUUCUAAGUCCCGACAUGUCAGGAAUGGCAGCGUCAUGGCACACCCCUAGUUUAUAUUCGCCUGGAUCAGGCUUUAGAAGUCCUUACUCAUCGUCAUUACCAAUAAAUACAACAUUAUCUAGUGAUUUUUAUAGAUUUUCACCGAACAACUUACUGCCUUCUGUACAUUCACAUCAUGUACAUUCACUUAAUUCGCAUUCAUCGAUAAUCGGGUCGGGUGUAAAUAAUAAGGAAUCGACCCACGAUAGUAGUAAUCAUAGAUAUGGAAGAUCAAAUUCCGAUCAAAAAAAUUCAUCUGGUGCAAUACAAUCGGACAGCAAAGAUUCAAUUAGCAAUGAAAAGAAGAAACCCCACAUCAAAAAGCCUUUAAAUGCAUUUAUGCUGUACAUGAAAGAGAUGAGAGCAAAAGUGGUUGCGGAAUGUACGCUAAAAGAGUCAGCAGCCAUCAAUCAAAUACUGGGUAGAAAGUGGCAUUCAUUGAGCCGGGAAGAACAGAGUAUUUAUUAUGAGAAAGCACGGCAAGAGCGUCAAUUACAUAUGGAAUUAUAUCCGGGUUGGAGUGCACGCGACAAUUAUGGUUACGGUUCAAAGAAAAAGAAACGAAAAAAAGACAGAUCGCCCGCGGAUUCGGGAGGUAACAACAUGAAAAAAUGUCGUGCAAGAUACGGAUUAGACCAACAAAGUCAAUGGUGUAAGCCAUGCAGGCGAAAGAAGAAAUGUAUUCGUUAUAAGGAAGUGGAUCAAAAUAACGAAGAAAGCAUAGACAUGGACAACCAUCAUUCCGACGAUAAUUUAGGCAGUUGUGGCAGCGUCGACGACGCCAAAACCCCCGACGACGAUUGCGAGUCGCUGAACCAGUCGAUGUCGAGUCCCGGUUGUCUUUCCGGCUUGUCGAGCCUUCAAAGUCCCUCCACGAGUCUCGCGAGUCCUUUGAAUCUGCUUGCAAGUCCUUCAACGCCAAUCGCCUUUCACGAGCAGCAACAACAGCAAUUGGCGCACGAAGCAGCGCAAAAUCACAUCAACAACAUGAAAAAAGCGGCAGCGGCACUUGGGAUGACAAAUGGCGACGUCGUGAUCAAAACGGAGACGGAAUUCAAUCAAAAACGUGAUAACCCGAAAAUGAUGCCGGAAGACGAGUGCAGUCGGAGUAACAAGCAACCCCUGAAUAACGUGCCAGAGAAACAAAAACCACCAGAUAUGUCGUCGUCGUCGUCCGCGUCGUUAUUUUAUGAUAAGUUAGCAUUAAUUAAACCACCAAGCACCGCCGCAUCGUCUCUAAGUGCCAAUUUACGUGAUAAUCCGCAACAUCCGCAGCAUCCGCUGAACAUCAACCAAUUAACGCGUCGCGAUUACUCCUCGAAUGGAUCUCCAAUUAUGCAACGGAAGGGCGCCCCGACGCCCACGAGCGGUUUUUCGCCCUUUAACAGCCCGUUUCCGCCCUCGCCGCCCAACCAGUACUUGCAUCGGCAAUUCCUCGCCGACAAUUACAACUCGCUGCAGUCCCAUCACACCGCCCACGCCUUGCACAAUCUCCAUUUGCAGUCCUCGCUGAAUGCACAUGCGAUUUUUUCGGCUGCCGGCAACUCGGCGAUGGUCCAACGAGCAGCAGGAACGGGCGUCAGUAAUCAACGCGGCGAUAAUCCGAAUGCGGCAGCAGCGACGACUGACAACAGUGCCAUCAGUGUCACGUAACACAGUUUUUUCCUCGCUUGUCGGGGUUCACGCAUGCCAUAAACAACAAAAAAAAAUACUAAUAGGGCCUAGUUAAUAUUCACAAAAAAAAAAAUGACGCUUUAAAUUAAAUUUUUAACAAAAAUCACGCAAACGUACAGAAAAAUACUAAAUUCGUUCACGUGACUGAGGGACGUGCAUGAAAAAAAUGCAAAAAUAGUUUUUUAAGGAUCCGAUUUUAUUCGAAUUAUCCGGACCAACACUGAAAGAGUCGCCAAUAAUACAGCAUUUAAUUUUUAACUCUAACAGCAACAAAUACUCAAAAAACCAAAUUUUAACGUAAACCAUUUUUUUUUAGUAAUAGAAUGGUGCUAAA